This is a messenger RNA of Aspergillus puulaauensis, 1086 nucleotides long. RefSeq names its product ankyrin repeat domain-containing protein. The transcript has a single exon. The record is from RefSeq and is a predicted model, not a curated record. The coding region runs from base 1 to 1086 and encodes 361 amino acids. Lineage: Eukaryota; Fungi; Ascomycota; Eurotiomycetes; Eurotiales; Aspergillaceae. Gene Ontology annotation, molecular function: protein binding.
AUGCCAUCAAUUCCAGACCUCCCACACCUCCCCCAAAACCUCAUCCUCGUCAUCGCCGAAAAACUCAACUUCAAAGACACAAACACCCUAGCACGGACAUGCAGCGCCCUAUACGCCCUCCUAAACCGCUACCUCUACCACCGCAGCACCAAGAUCCCAGGCCAAAGGUCCGCAGUCCUCUGGUGGGCGUGCAAACACAUCCAACCAAAAACCGCACGCCAUGCUCUCCGCGCCGGGGCCGACAUCAACGCCUUCGACACGUCCUACUCGCCCUCUUGUGCCCCGCUGAAUAGAGCGCUGGAGUGGAUCACACCGGUCUCGAAAGACCUGCUAAAGCGUGUCUCUCUAAAAUCCAUACCCGAGGAAGAAAAGAAACGAGUCAUGGAUGACCUCAAAGUCAGAUGGCACAUGCUCCUGGCGGUCCUGAUGAACCACGGCGCGAACCUUAACACCAGAGGAACGGACGGGUUAAGGCCCCUGCAUAAAGCGGUUUCAGUACCAAACGGGAUAAAUAUUAUCAAGGGCUUGAUAUCCCGUGGUGCUACUGUCAAUGACCCCGGCGACUUCGCUACCCCAUUGCAUGCGGCUGCGUGGGCAGGGAAGAUCGAGAUAAUCGAGCUGUUGAUCAAAGAGGGAUCCAACCUCAAAGCGCGCACGAAGCACACUGGCGAGACUGCAUUACAUUCGGCUGCGAGGGCGGGGAGGAUCGAAGCGAUGAAGGUGCUUCUUGAGCUUGGGGCUGAGGUUGAUGCGGGGGAUUUUGGGAAGAGUACGCCUUUGGACUAUGCCCUCAAAUAUGGGGCUGGGUUGGCGAAACGGCCGAUUAUUGGGUUUUUGACUGGGAAGGGAGCUGAUGUUCUGGCGGCGAACAUCUCGGCUUUGAAGAAGGUUCUGUUGGAUGAGUAUUUCAUGGAGGCUGUUGAGUGUUGGACUAGCUGUGGGACUGAAAUCUCGGUUGAAGAGGAUAGGAUUUUGAUAGACUUGGAACAGUGGUGUGAGAGGCCACACACGAUCAAGUGUGUUAUGGCCAAGGCACGCAGUGCGGAUUCUGGUGAUAGUAAUGAUGAAGUAAUGCUUAAUGUUUGA